Molecule: messenger RNA, 1764 nt
Organism: Annulohypoxylon truncatum
Lineage: Eukaryota; Fungi; Ascomycota; Sordariomycetes; Xylariales; Hypoxylaceae
Product: Mdm33 family-domain-containing protein
Exons: 1
Coding region: 159-1631 (490 amino acids)
Biological process (GO): inner mitochondrial membrane organization
Cellular component (GO): mitochondrial inner membrane
Source: RefSeq, a predicted model, not a curated record
AAAGCAACCUUGCCCUUUUCUUCCCGGACCGACUAAGCAGCGUCAUAUCCAACCCUGCUUCUGUCCUACAACGAAAUCUCACCCCCUCCAGAUUUCGCGCAAUUGAGGAAAAAGGGCAUCCCACCCCCCCUUCUCUAGCCCGCCUCCUGACCGCCUCGAUGUCGACUUCUCGGGCCCUGAAGCCCAUAUUCGGGCCUGGUCGUCGGCUCCUUUUCGAUCAAUUGGCUCCUCAACCGAGAAGGAAGUUCGUCCCGAGCCGGCCGUCCACUUCGGUAUGCUCGAGCUGCCGGCACGGCCAGGUGCUAGGUCUGGGUCGGGCACAACUCCGGUUCUUCUCUUCUGACCCCCCUAAACCUCCCAAUGGCGGUGACACGGGCGAGAAGAAUGCAACCCCCGAACAACAACGUGAACCACCUCUCGUCUUCCACUUCCCCCCGCCGGCUUCCUCCCCGCCAGAACCCCCGCAACCAGACCCGGCAAAAGCACCGCCACCAGACCCGGAACCGACGCCCCAACCAUCUCAACCACCGCCUUCGCCACCGCCCCCGGAUUCGUCAACCUCAAGCUCAGACUCAAGCUCAACCUCCACUUCCACCUCCAGCUCGACCUCGACCCCCAACCCCGACCUCCCAUCCACGCAAAACUCGCGGCGCUCGAACAUGAACCGGCAGCUCUCCGCAUUCAUGGACCGCGCACAAACAACACUCUUCGCCGCCUCGCAGCGCAUCAACGACCUAACAGGCUACUCCGGCAUCGAAGUCCUCAAAUCGCAAAUCUCGGCCCUCGAAUCCUCCCUGGCCUCCGCGCAGGCGAACCUGCACGCGGCGCGGUCCGCCUACAAGACCGCCGUAUCCUCGCGGUCGGCCACGCAGCGCGAGGUCACGACGCUGCUCGCGCGCCAGAAGACCUGGUCGCCCGCCGACUUCGAGCGCUUCACCGCGCUGUACCGCCAGGACUACGAGCUCGAGGCGUCCGUGCACGAGAGGGCCGCCGAGCUCGAGGACGCGGAGCGCGAGGCCGAGCGCCUGGGCCGCGAGCUCAGCGCGGGGAUCCUGUCCCGCUACCACGAGGAGCAGAUCUGGAGCGACAAGAUCCGCCGCAUGAGCACCUGGGGCACGUGGGGCCUCAUGGGCGUCAAUAUCCUGCUUUUCUUGGUCCUGCAGUUCGGCGCCGAGCCCUGGCGCAGGAGGAGGUUGGUCAAGGGGUUCGAGGAGAAGGUCCGUGAGGCGAUGGAGGAGGAGAGGCGGUUGGAGCGCGAGAUCAGGAGGCAAGAGGCUGAGAUCGAGACUAUGAGGAGGAGGGAGGAGUUGGCUGCUGCUACUGCCGCUGCCCCGGUCACGGUCGAGGCGGUUGCGGAAGGGGAGCCGAGUAAGGCCGGUAAGACGACGGCGGCGGAACCGGAAGAACAACCGACCGAGAGCUUCAUACGGAUAGACAUGCCGCCGAAAGUCCCGUGGAGGGAAUUCUUCUCGGACCCGGAUUAUUGGAAAGAUAUCUACGCCGAGCUAUCAAGUGAUAGGAAAGUCUUCAUCAAGGUACGAGACGUAUCCAUAUUAGCGCUCGAGAGCGCCGCCGCCGGUGCCGCGGUUGUAGGCACCAUAGCCACCAUCUUGUUGAUUCGGAGGACAUGAGCAUAGAAUAAAAUAGAAGGCCGCCAUCUAUAUGGCCCGUUAGGGAUCUGUACGUAUUGUCAAAAAAAGAAACUCCUAGGGAUACUAUAUUGUAUAAUAAAAAAACACUACGAUACCCAAUCUUCUUAUACCG